AUGAAUGAUUUUACUAUUAAAACCCUUUCAAAAAACAUUCUGUGUUCACUUCUAGAAGACCUUAUCCAAAAUGAAAAUCUGGCAGUAUUGUCACAUAAAUGUAUUAUAAUCUCCAAAGAGCAAUUCAUUCAAUUGACAGUAGAGAAUUUCUUUUAUAAAGACAAUGGAGUUUUAUGGGUAAUUAUGAAAUUAGCUGGUGAAACAAAAAAAACACACAAGGAUAGUCAUAGAGCUUCAACUAGCUUGAAAUAUAAUUUAAACUUUGUUACGUCAGAAAUUCAUAAAAAGUUAUGGACAGAUACCAAGCCACAAAUUGAAAAUGAAAGGAUAGUCCCUGUAGUUGGAUCUAAUUUAAUACCAGAAAAUAUGGCUUAUACAAAUGAAGAUGAAUAUUUAAACAUCCUGUCUACCUUUGGACUUGACAACAAACCAAACAUUGAUAUUUCAUUUCACCCUAUAACCUGCUUUGAAUAUUCUCCAAAAAUAGCAGCAGCUGCUGAAGUAAACCUGGUAGUAAAUGAAUAUGACUUGGAAAAUGAUUUUUUAAAAGAGGUAUUGAGUAAUCAUUUUGAAAUACCAAAAGUUGUGUCUCCCAAUGAUAUUAUCAGCAUUGAUCUUACACCAAAAAUAUUAUCAAUAUAUAAUUAUAAAUAUUUAGACUUGGUGGAAUCUACUGGAAAAAUAUAUUUCAAGUGUAAAAAGUUGCAAGCAGAAGGAGAAACUAAAAGCAAAUGUAAUAAUAUAAUACCUUCUUUUUAUAUUAUAAAAGGAGUAACUCAAUUAACUCUUGGUGAAAAUAAUCAUGCUGUAAAACCAAAGAAUCAAUAUUUAGAAACAAAUAGUUUAAAUCAUAGGCACAGCAUCCACCUAUGUCCAGAUGGGCUUCGAGAAAAAUUUGAUCUUAUGCAAGAAACUCUAAAUUUAUUUUUAAAUGGAGAUAUAGAAGAAUUAUCAGCAUCUCUAAUAUCUCCAAUAAUACCAAUGCUACUUUUAACUGGGGCUAUUGGAUCAGGAAGGCAUCUGCUAGUGAAAACUUUAGCAAAAUAUAAUGGUCUGAAUUGCUUACAUGUUGACUGCAACACUAUACAAAACUCAACUGCAAAACAGACGGAAAGUAAAAUUAAUGCCAUGAUACAAAAAGCUAAAGCUGCUGCUCCUGUCAUUGUCUUGAUGGAUAAUUUUGAUGUUUUCGCUGUAGAUGCUGAAAAUAAUGAAGACUAUAGAGUAAUGGAAUAUUUCACGAACACAAUAACAGAUCUGUAUGAAAAUUAUACAAAGCAUCGUAUUAUAUUUAUAGCAAUAACAGAAAAGAGUGAUUUAAAACCCAAUAUGAUGAGGAUUUUCUUAGAAAAAAUACACAUACCAAAACUUAAUCUACAACAAAGAUAUAAAAUGUUACAAUGGUAUGCCUGUGCCAUGGACUUAAACAUGAUGGAUGGCCUUCUUGAAAAAAAUAAACCAAAUAAAAAAACAUUGAUAAUGUCAGAAAAACAACAUUUAAAUAGUUAUGUGAAAGAUGUUCUAUAUAGAGUGGCAUCUAAAACUGAAACAUUUGUGUAUGGUGACUUAGAUACUCUAGUACACUUUGCUAUGAGAGAAUCAUAUUUAAAGCAGAUAGCAUGCUCUUCAUAUUUAUCUCAGGAUCCUAAUUUGAGUUAUAUCCAAGAAGAAGAUUUCAACAAAGCUUUAGACUCCAUAAGGAAUCUGCAAAGUCAACAUUUAGAUACACCAAAGAUUCCAAAAGUUUAUUGGGAAGAUAUAGGUGGUUUAGAAAAAUUAAAAAAAGAACUGUUAAAAACCAUAGAGUUCCCUAUUAAAUUUCCUCACCUAUUUAAAAAAUCUUCAUUGAAAAGAUCCGGUAUCUUGUUAUAUGGACCGCCAGGAUGUGGAAAGACCCUUGUAGCAAAAGCAGUGAGCACGGAGUUAAAUGUGAGUUUCAUGAGUGUUAAAGGCCCGGAGCUAUUAAACAUGUAUAUUGGACAAUCUGAAGAAAAUGUAAGAAGGGUAUUCGAAUCGGCGCGAGCGUCGUCCCCCUGUAUAGUGUUCCUGGACGAGCUGGAUGCACUGGCACCUAGAAGGGGUGCUGCGGGGGACUCGGGUGGGGCCAGUGACAGGGUGGUCAGCCAGCUGCUGGCUGAGGUGGACGGGGUUGCCAGUGGAGAGGAUGCUGACUCGUCAAGUUUCGUAUUUAUAAUGGGUGCUACAAACAGACCAGAUUUGUUGGAGCAGUCACUGCUGCGUCCGGGACGCCUCGAUAAACUCAUAUACGUCGGUCCUUACACUGGUCUUAGAGAAAAAGCUUCAGUUCUUCAAGCAUUAUGCAGAAGUUAUAAACUUCGUCCGGAAGUGAAUUUGGAUGACGUGGCGGCCGCACUGCCCGAGCGCUGCACGGGCGCCGACCUGCUGCACGUGGUGAGCACGGCGCGCGCCGCCGCCGUCAGGGGCCUCGUUGACAAACUGCAGAACGGUCUCCUUAAGGAAAGUGACUUAACAAGCGACGCAGUUAUAAUAGGGGUGUCAGAACUAUGGCAAGGUGUAGAGUCAUUCCGGCCGUCAGUCACCGAUGAAGAAUUAGCUUACUAUGAAUCUUUGCAAUCACAAAUG
Brenthis ino (lesser marbled fritillary) is the source of this 2604-nucleotide messenger RNA. The record is from the annotation of a GenBank genome assembly. NCBI's taxonomy places the organism in Eukaryota, Metazoa, Arthropoda, Insecta, Lepidoptera, Nymphalidae.